CAGAGUUACAGAGCACCCCGAACAUCCUAAGGGGUGAAAAUGGAAACUCCUCUUUCCCAUCAGUCUAUAGCAGUUCGUCUUCGAUCAAUAAUGAUGCUAUAAGUUUCAAAACAUAAUGGAGAAAGAUUUACCCAAUAUUGUUACCGGUGAAGAAAAUGUUGACGAGCUUCGUCAACGGCUCAAUGUCAUGAAGAAAAUGAUGGCUGAACGACAAUACUUAGAUCAGUCAACAGACCAAAGGAAGUCAAACGGUGGUGUUAUAGAUGGAAGCUUCCUAAGUGUGGUCUUUGGAACAGCAUUGGUGGUCAUAAUAACAGUCAGCAUAUAUGCUUUCUACAAUCUCUACGUAGCGAUACUGAAGAAAUUCCCUUCCAGGCAUGAGGAACUGUAGACACUAUCUAUCAUCCUUCUUUCGAACUGACUACUAUAUAUUUUUCAAUCUUAUAUAACCUUCCAUUCUAUUAAAUGCAGAUAAGAAUUUAA
This is a messenger RNA of Harmonia axyridis, 483 nucleotides long. RefSeq lists its product as uncharacterized. The transcript is spliced from 2 exons. The record is from RefSeq and is a predicted model, not a curated record. The coding region runs from base 116 to 391 and encodes 91 amino acids. Lineage: Eukaryota; Metazoa; Arthropoda; Insecta; Coleoptera; Coccinellidae.